GCGGACUUGACUCUCACCGCCGUCUCAUCUUUAUGUCGUUCUUCGGAUUCGAGCAAAACAACGAUCUUCAACGAGAAAAACAGGACUUCGCUGCGGGCAGGAAGGGUGACGAAGAUCUGGCGGUCUAUACAUGGGGAGAGGAAAGCUAUGACGGACUGGGCGACGUUUUGCAGGAGGGCGGGGACGAGCUGAACGAUGAGACAUUUGGCGGCACGGGGGCUAUCGGAAAGGACUUUGAUUUUGCGCAGCAGGCUCUGCCUUCGGACGACCAGCUCGUCUCUUCAGCGAAAUUUACAGAGAACUCCGGCUUCAUCGACCAAAAGUUGCCUGGUUUCUUCGAGACGGCUUCGCCUGGGCCCGGUACCCCGAGUCUCGAAGGCCUAUCAAUCUCUGAGCAAGGCCAGCAGCAACCUUCCCGUCAACCUCACUCGCUAUGGGACGAAAGAUCUCCGUUCUCUGUUCUUCCUCGUAUGAAUGGCACUCUUCGUACACAGGCCGAUCUCAAUCGCACAACAUCGUCUCCGCGUCUUGGCCAGUACUCGAAUGGUUCAACCCCGUCUACGAGCCAGGCGCAAGCCCAUGUACCCUCUCCCGGCCUCUCUGCGGCCCAGCUGAAUCCCCAGGGUCUCGUCAAUCAAGGUGGAAUUCGGACUCUUGAGGAGAUCGAGGCAGAGAUGCGGGCUGCAGCUCAACGGACACGGACCGCCGCUGUCGCCACUCAACGUCAACAACUCCUUCAAGAACAGCAGCAACAGCAGCAGCAGUACUAUCAGCAGCAACAACGAACCGCCCCUCCGCGGAUGCACCCCCAGUCCCAGUCGCCCCGUUUCCAUCAGCAACAACAGCAUCAGCAACUUCUGCUCCAACAGCAACGGGAGCAACAAUUGUUGGAACAGCAGUUGCGGGAACAGCAGAUCUUGCGGGAGCAGCAGAUCAGAGAUCGCGACAGGCAGAGGCAGCUUCAGGAGCUUCAGUUGCAGGAACAGCUGAGGCUGGAGGAGAUAGAGCGGCAGAUGAGGGCGGCGAGGCUUCAGGAGUUGCAGCACCAACAGCAGCAGCAGCAGCAGCUUUUACAAGGCCAGUAUCUGUCGAGAGGCGUGACCCCACAGCAGGCUUUGGCUCUGGCGGAUAUGGCGACUCAGCAGCAACUCGAGCGGAGGAGACACCGUGCUUCGCCUGCGCUGAUCGAUUCUCACAUGCAAGUCGCAUACGAGCAGGCCAAUGGUCAGCUUCUUCCGCAGAAUAUCCAGUUGCAGCAGCGGAUAUUGUCUGAGCUUGCGCAGGCCGAGUUCUUACAGAACAUGCAGCCGUCGACGGAGGAAGACCCAAAUGUGGUGAGGGCCCAGGUGAUGAGGAGGAUCAUGGAGACGGAAAGGAUGGAAGAGAAGAGGAGAUUGAAGGCAGCGAAAAUAAACCAUAUGUCCCGAUACAACGAUCUGAUGACCCAGUCAGACAAGGACUUCAUCACUCGCAUCCAAGUUUCGCAACUCGUCACCCAGGACCCGUACGCAGAGGACUUCUACGCACAAGUCUAUGGCGCUAUCAUCCGUUCUCGAAUGGGCAUGCAACCUUCUGACGAUCGUGUGCUCAAGUUUGGAUCUGGUGGGGGUGUCGGACUGGGCCUUGGGCAGAAAGGCUCCGGCAGACGGCCGAAUGCAAUGCAGAAGAUGGAGCAGCAGGUAGAGAGGAUCGUGACAAACGCAAGGUUGAGGGAGAAGGAAAAGGGCAUGCACUCUGUACACAGCCUGCAAGGUGCUUUGGGAAAGACGUCCGGAAGGAGUUACAAGGCCGCUCCGCGUCAACUUCUCCAGGUCGAGCCAGGAAACGCUAACGGAAACACCAGUCCUGCGGCGACCCAUGCGCAUAUUUCUCGUGAGGACGCCAUUCGCCAGGAGGGUGAAGGUGCUGCUAAGGAAGCUGCUAAGAUCGGUGCUGCGGCUCUCGGAACCGCUGACGAUUCGGAUGGACCAAUUCACAGGGACCCACUCACCACGCGAGAGGCUUUGAUCACUCUGGAGAGCCUUUACGACCUUGCACUGAACAUCGAGCAAAUCGGGAGAGAACAACCAGAUGAUCCCGAAGACUUCGAAGCUAUGGGCAUCUGGGAAGCACAGCUAAGAGAAAUGAUCCAGCAGCUCUUUGAGAAGCUUCAGGUCAUGGCCCCGCUCGAGACCAGCACUCCCCAUCCUUUCAUCUCCCUCAUCACCCCGGCGAAGGGCAAAAAGCUUCUCCCCCGAAUCUACAAACACUUCGACCAACAGCAGAUGCUCACCAUGCUCACCCUCCUCGUCGCCUGUUUCUCACAAAUGGACAUCGUCGUCCAUGCUUCCCUCCUUGACACGCCCAUUCCGUCGCAACAGCAAGCGGAUAUUGAGAGGCAGACCCAGAUCUUCCUUGGGAGUGUCAUCUCGACUAUAUUGCCUGUUGUGGCGAAGGCCGGUUUGAGACUCGUCAGCGGCUUGUUAGGCUUGCUGUUGGAGAGGAACGAUAUCGUGGCAAUCUCGCAGACUAAGCCCGGGAUGGCCUUCCUGACACUUUUCCUGAGUCGGGCCGAGCUCAUCAAGCAGAAUCUUGCAACAGGAGUCGAUAUGACCGACCUUCCAUCCCCAGAUGAGAUGCAACAAUGGGAACAUCUCUUCAACCACAUCUUCCAGCUCCUGCUCCCACACCUGCCGUUCCUUUUCCCGUCUACUCGCCUCGCCAUGAAUAUCGCCGCACUCCCACCCGCCGAACAAGCCCAAUACGCACACCAAAUGCAGACCGACGCGCUUGACCAGCCCGUCUGGCAGUUCUUCGCAACGUAUGCCUUGCACUCGUCGAUGGAGCAGCAGCAGGCGCUCGUCACCGCGCUGAGAGAGAAGGUGCUCGAGAAUGUGGCGAGCGCGAAGAGAGGAUGGGUGGCGGACGAAGAGGAGAUGGUGGCAAAAUUGGCCAACGUCAAUCUGUUCUUGAAGGUGCUUGGGCUGCAUAGCGAUCAGAUCACGAUCUAAGGUCGAACGUUGAGAGGGCCCGAGAGACGGGGUCCCCCGGCUCGUCUGGUUCUUAUAUGUGGCGACUGAUUGUUCGUCUUCGCAGCCACACAAUAUUUGUUCUUCAUUUUCUUUCAAUUUUUGCAUCUUUUGUUUCUUCUUUCGCUUUCUCCAAGUCUCUUGCUGUGCGAAUACAAAAUGAUUGGCGGCUACUCUCGCUAUGACUGUUAUAUGUGACUGUUACCUGUCUGUUACGGAUAGUGAUACUAUAUAGUGCGAUACCAGAAAGGUGUACAGUACAUGACCUGCAAUAUUAAGGAUAUUAGACACCUCCUUCAGUGGCGUGAAGGGCUUCCGCACAAGGACGUUUGACCAAAAUUAUUCACUAGACUUCAGGUUCGUCGACUGAUAAAACAAUAAUUAUUCUACAUCAUGAUACAAACCCUCUGAAUCGAACACGAAAGUCGCAAUUCUCUUGACUCAAGGCGCAAUCACAUCGAGCACUUUCUUGGGGUUCCAUUCCGGGUACUCUCCAUUCGACACCUGCUCCGGCGUCCCGACCUGGCCUUGCCCCAAUGACCAAACCAGCUGCAAAUAACUCAAGAAAUCACGCGGGUUGCUGGCGAGUGCGUCCUUUAGUUCUUGUGCAGACUUGUACGUGACGUCGAUCUUCUUGCCGGUCUUCUGCUCAUAGGCCGCGAAAAUCUGGUUGAAGGAAGCACGCUCGCCUUCGAUGCGGAAGUCCCGCCACUCGAGUUUGGAUGGAGGAAGUUCCGUGAGGACGUAGGCCAGAUACCUUGCGAUGUCAGGCCUCGAAGUCCAAGAGAUUGGGGUGUUACCAUCCCCACCGACGAUUGCCUUUCCGUUCUCAAGGUCAAGACCGAUUAACGGGAUGAAGCAGAAGUCGGUAAAUGGUCCCGUGAAGAACAACGCAUACGGCAACCCCAACUCCUUCAAUUUCUUCUGGGUCGCAAGCUUCGUCGCAAGAGGGCUCUUCUCAGAGAUCGUCCCAUUGUCUUCCGUGGGGUUACCAAACUCGGUGGGAAUAAAGAGCUUCACUCCUGCAGACUUGGCGGCAUCUGCGAGAGGGAACUGGAUGCUCAUGCCGCCCAUUCCGACGGCGGAGACGACAACGUCGAUUCCGGAGAGGGCGGUGGCGAGGGAGGACGGAGAGGAGUAGUCGACGGCGGUGAUCGUGGCGCCUUUGCUGGCGAAAUUGUCAAGCUUGGAGUUGUCUUUCGCCGAGCGAGUGAGGAUGGUGACAUUCUUGAUCUUGUUGGAGGCCUUCAACUUGAGAAGUUCCUCAACGAUGAAGGAGCCAAUCCCACCAGCA
Stereum hirsutum FP-91666 SS1 is the source of this 4302-nucleotide messenger RNA. RefSeq lists its product as uncharacterized. Lineage: Eukaryota; Fungi; Basidiomycota; Agaricomycetes; Russulales; Stereaceae. Gene Ontology annotation, cellular component: P-body. The record is from RefSeq and is a predicted model, not a curated record. The transcript has 13 exons. Gene Ontology annotation, biological process: P-body assembly; deadenylation-dependent decapping of nuclear-transcribed mRNA. Bases 33 to 2990 code for a protein of 985 amino acids. Gene Ontology annotation, molecular function: RNA binding.